Ilex paraguariensis (yerba mate) is the source of this 1022-nucleotide messenger RNA. The record is from the annotation of a GenBank genome assembly. NCBI's taxonomy places the organism in Eukaryota, Viridiplantae, Streptophyta, Magnoliopsida, Aquifoliales, Aquifoliaceae.
AUGGCAUUUUACUCUGCGGAGGAACAAACUGGGGAUUACCUUUUCAAGAUUGUUUUGAUUGGUGAUUCAGCUGUUGGGAAAUCAAAUUUGCUUGCUAGAUUUGCCAGAGACGAGUUUUACCCUAAUUCGAAAUCCACGAUAGGAGUAGAGUUCCAGACCCAGAAGAUUGGAAUUAAUGGGAAGGAAAUUAAGGCACAGAUCUGGGAUACAGCUGGUCAGGAGCGAUUCAGGGCUGUUACAUCUGCAUAUUACAGAGGUGCAGUUGGAGCUCUUCUAGUCUACGACAUCAGUAGACGCCAGACUUUUGACAGCGUUGGCCGAUGGCUCAAUGAACUUCACACUCACUCCGACAUGAACGUAGUUACAAUUCUUGUUGGCAACAAGUCUGAUCUCAAAGAUGCCCGAGAGGUUACAACAGCUGAAGGCAAGGCCUUGGCUGAGGCACAGGGUUUGUUUUUCAUGGAAACAUCAGCUCUUGAUUCCUCCAAUGUAGCUGGUGCCUUCCAGACUGUUGUUAAAGAGAUCUACAGCAUUUUGAGCCGAAAAGUUAUUCAAUCCCAGGAGCUCAAGCAAAAGGACCCUGGUUGGAUGGGUGACGGGAAGACAGUAGUUUUACAGGCUGAUGCGAACCAGGGAGAUGGGCAAGGCAAAAGGGGUUGGUGUUGUUCAUCUUAAAGGAGGAAGGAACUGGAUUAGAAAAUGUAAAUGACUUUCAAGGCGAUUGUGAUAGUAUUUUUCCGUUUUUUACGUCUACUUUUUUUUACCUUUCACUUUUCACCCUUUUCAAUCCACUGCAUUGCCUCCUUCCCUUGUUUGCUGUUGAGGAAGGGAACCGGAAGGAAUGAGUGGGUCGGCGGCAGCCUUGGUGUGAAAAUUUUCACUAGGUGGGCUGGGCCUUGAAAUAAAUUGGGAUGAAAUGUUGGGUCUGGGCUGGGCUAUUGUCUAUCUUGGCAAUCAUAAACCGAUGGCCUCUUAGUCCCAAAUAUGGACUUAACAAUCUUGUUCUUUACUUAUAAUUGUUG